Messenger RNA from Parathielavia appendiculata, 2088 nucleotides. RefSeq names its product carboxypeptidase S. Gene Ontology annotation, cellular component: fungal-type vacuole lumen. The transcript has a single exon. The record is from RefSeq and is a predicted model, not a curated record. Gene Ontology annotation, molecular function: metallocarboxypeptidase activity. Bases 91 to 1875 code for a protein of 594 amino acids. Lineage: Eukaryota; Fungi; Ascomycota; Sordariomycetes; Sordariales; Chaetomiaceae.
GGUAUUUCAGCUCCCCGUUUGCGUCACUCGUCAGCGCCACUCCCGAGACAUCCCCUCUUGGACAACCAUAACCGCCCUGGCAAGAACAAAAUGAAGUCGGCGGCCACACCUGUGCUGCCUCUCGACCGAGUCCCUCAGCGUGGGGACCAAAGGCGGUCCAAGGCCAAGUGCCUCACUUUGGCGUUUCUCGUCCUGGCUUUCUUCCUUGUCCCUUUCCCGCAUCUCGGCUUUUCCGAGCGGCUCUUUGCGGGCCAUGCGGGACGAGAGACCGACUUCCGAUCGGGAUGCGAACAGCCGCAGCCUCUGCUGCCAAGCAAAGAUUCGAAGCUCGACAAGGUGUACGAGCACAUUGUCAGCAGCGGCUUCAGAAAUGCCACCAUCCGCCGUCUGGCCGGCGCUGUCCAGGUCAAGACCGAGUCGUUCGACGACCUCGGGCCUAUUGGCGAGGACCCGAGAUGGGAUGUCUUCUAUACCUUCCACAAGUAUCUCGAGAAGACUUUCCCGCUCAUCCACAGCAAGCUGCGGGUCGAGAAGGUCAACACACAUGGCCUGCUGUACACGUGGCGGGGCAGCGACGAGUCGCUGAAGCCGACGCUGCUCAUGGCACACCAGGACACCGUGCCGGUCCCGCCCGAGACCAUUGGUUCCUGGACGUACCCUCCCUGGAGCGGAGAGUAUGACGGCAAGUACAUCUGGGGCCGCGGUGCCAGCGACUGCAAGAACCAGCUCAUCGCCGCCAUGGAGACGCUUGAGCUGCUUCUCGAGGCCGGCUUCCAGCCCAAGCGGACAAUUCUGCUCUCCUUUGGCUUUGACGAGGAGUGCUCGGGCACCCAGGGAGCGUCGCACCUCGCAAAGUUCAUCCAGAACCGCUAUGGGAAAGACGGCAUCGCCGUCAUCGUCGACGAGGGGAGCGGCUUCGAACGGGCCUGGGGUACCCUGUUCGCAAAGCCCGGGACCGCCGAGAAGGGCUACACCGAUAUCCACAUCACGGUCCGUAUGCCCGGCGGCCACUCGUCCGUUCCGUCGGACCACACCAGUAUCGGCAUCCUCAGCGAGCUGAUCACCAAGAUCGAGUCGGAGCAGUACCGCACCCGCCUCGUCGACUCGAACCCCUACUACACCCAACUCCAAUGCGGCGCCGCUUACUCACCCGAGUUCCCGGACCAGCUCAAAAAGCUCCUGAGCCGCCGCCGGCGCCGUUCAGGUUCCUCCUAUCCUCGCGACCACACGUGCAAGAAACUGGACGCAAAGCCGGACCACCUCGCCCUGGAAGCCGCAAAACAGGGUCCUCAGAUCAAGUACCUGAUGCAGACUUCGCAGGCCGUCGACGUCGUCUCGGGCGGCAUCAAGGUCAACGCGCUGCCCGAGCGCGCCACCGCGGUUGUCAACCACCGCAUCAACAUCGGCGAGACGACGCAGCUGGUCAAGGACCGGCUGGCAUCCCUCGCCGCCGACACGGCCCACAAGCACAACUUGACGCUGCACGCGUUCGACGCCAAGGAGGAGGAGCCGCCGUCGUCGUCCUCCAUCAUCCUGGCCGCCUCGACGACGCACGAGCUCGAGGUCGCGCCCGUCACGCCGGCCGACGGCUCGGUCCAGAGGAGUCCGUUCGCGGUCCUGGCCGGCACAACGCGCGCGCUCUACGGCGACGAGGUGAUUGUCACGCCGGGCAUCAUGACGGGCAACACGGAUACGAGGUAUUAUUGGGGGCUGACCAGACAUAUCUUCCGAUUUGGUCCCGGGUAUGACCCCGAGGUUGGGCCGGGGCUGGGCAAGAUCCACACGGUGGAUGAGAGGGUCAGCGUGCUGGGUCAUGUCAACUCGGUCAGGUGGUUCAUGUUGUUUGUUAGGAAUAUGGACGAGGCCGAGCUCUAGGCUGGCACGCGAGUUGGAGUGGGUGUGUAUAACUAUGUGUGUUAACAUCAUGAUGGUAGAAGGUCGCCGGGGGGCAUCAUAGUUCUCUCUAGGUAUUCGGGUAUAAGCCAGAACUCGCUGUCGUAGUUUUCGGGACCUGCCACAAGCUUCCCAGUAGUUAUGUCUGUGCUCGCGCGGCCUAGCAACGCCCAUGGCAUGAAUACAAGGCCUUCA